AUGUCCACCUUCCUCGACAUAGCCGUAGAGCUCAGACACUUAAUCUACGAUCACCUCGCCGCCGACCCCUACGCCAACAACACCGCCCUGCUUUCCACCUGCAGACAGAUCAACCAAGAAGCUCAUGUGGUUUUGAUGAGAGCGAUUACUCUGAAGAUACCAUACGACAUCCGCGAUCAUUCGAAGUCCGCUACCUCCCUCCAAACACGCUGGGCUUCCCUCCCACCAAGAACUCGCCAGCAUGUCGGCGGAAUUCAUUUUAACAUCAACCACAUCGAUGAUCUCUCCGUCGUCUCCGCCUCCCAACUGAUGCUCCAGUUCUGUGGUCCCAAGAACUUCAUCGACCGCGUCAAGAUCUCACCAGUUCAGAUUCUGUCGCCGAUCGACGGCAAGUGCGUUUCUCCAAUGGAAGGCAACCUCAAGAUCACAUUCUCCGUCGAGGACUUCGACCCGGAAAUAAUGGAUCGCCUACACUUUCUUCACGAAGACAAUUUGGUUGAAUUCUUCUAUGCACUUCAACAAAAGGCGAUGGAGAUGGAGACGAAUGGGCCUAAGAAGUAUAAGGAGGUGGAGGAGGAGCUUCUUCGGAUGUUGGAUGUCGGUUACUCCAGACGCUCUGCUACCCAUGAGCGCUUCUUCUUUCCCGUCUUGCAUGUGUCUGCACGAGCUCCAACGCACUUCUACGACACCACAACACCAACAUCUCUGAACCCUGGUAUUCCAGCACACCACAAGCACACACUGUCGGCGAAAAUGGCAGUCUCUGGAGUCCGAUAUGCACUCAACCGUCCGAUCGAAGAAAGCGACAGUCCUUUCGUUGCCACUCCCCGCCCAGACACACUCCCUCCUACCCGCGCUCAGAUCGACGACCCGGACUACUUCGAGACCGACGACGGUGGCUUCAUUGUCCCAUACCAGCGUUACAUCGUCGUAGCAACUGACCAAGUGGUCGGCUACGAUGGCAAACCACUUAACGUCGUCAUCGGUGCGCGGAUGACAAGCGUCGACAGCUUCCUGACCUGCCGAUUCCAUGAUGUACACUUCGACUACCUCGUGGACACAUCUGAGCUCGAUGGCCUGCCGAACCCUCCGAUCCCUUGCAACACUGCCAAGCAUCGCAUCUCGGGCGACACCACCCCCAACCUCGUCUGGAUCGACCGCUACAAAGUCGCCUCGAGCAUCUUCCUCAACCUCGGCCCCCUUCCCCAGCCAUACACUCCAUCCGAUCGCCUCGCGCAAAUCACGCGCGACUGGGAAUCCGUCUUCACGCCUACUGGUCGCCGAGUGCAAUACGAUGCCCACCCGAAGCCCCUCGACAAUUGUGUACCCCAGUAG
This is a messenger RNA of Zymoseptoria tritici IPO323, 1335 nucleotides long. RefSeq lists its product as uncharacterized. The transcript is spliced from 3 exons. The record is from RefSeq and is a predicted model, not a curated record. Lineage: Eukaryota; Fungi; Ascomycota; Dothideomycetes; Mycosphaerellales; Mycosphaerellaceae. Bases 1 to 1335 code for a protein of 444 amino acids.